AUGGCAGACGAUCAAAACAAACUCACUGAUUACCGGCUCAACGCCGCGACACUCAACACCGCCAUCCAGGGUAUUGGCAUGGGCGCCUAUCAAUGGCAACUCUUUAUCGUCAUAGGUUUUGGCUGGGCAAGCGACAAUCUCUGGCCGAUCGCGACCUCGCUCAUCCUGGGCCCUGUUACAUCGGAAUUCCACAUCUCCAAUCCGCCAUUCCUGACUCUAGCCCAGAACAUCGGCCUGCUAAUUGGCGCCCUAUUCUGGGGCUUCGGUUGCGACAUCUUCGGCCGCCGCUGGGCCUUCAAUCUGACCAUCGGCCUGACCGCAGUAUUCGGGCUCGUGGCAGCCGCGUCGCCCACCUUCGCGGCGGUAUGCGUCUUCACCGCGCUGUGGUCCACCGGCGUGGGCGGGAACCUCCCCGUCGACUCGGCCAUCUUCCUCGAGUUCCUCCCGGGCUCGCACCAGUAUCUCCUCACCGUGUUGUCUGUGCACUGGUCGCUCGCCCAGCUGCUGGCCACUCUCAUCGCCUGGCCGAUCCUAGGCAACCUCACCUGCCCCAAUGAGGAGACCUGCACCCGCGCCAACAACAUGGGCUGGCGGUACUUCCUCAUCGCCAUGGGCGGGAUAGCCCUUGUCAUGUGCCUCGUCCGCUGGAUUUGUUUCACCUUGUAUGAAUCGCCCAAGUUUCUAAUGGGCAAAGGCCGCUACGAAGACGCUGUGGCCGUCGUCCACGAAGUCGCCCGCCGGAAUGGCACCUCUGCCACCUUGUCCGUGGACGACCUCAUCACCCCUGCAACCACCGCAGACCAGGCCACUACUACCGGGACAAACGUCCUCAUCCGCCAACGACUGGAUCAUCUGACUCUUGGUCACAUCCGAGCCCUCUUUGAUACCCCCCGCCGCGCCUGGUCCACCUCGCUCCUUAUCGUCGUUUGGGGCCUUAUCGGCCUUGGCUUUCCCCUCUACAACGCCUUCCUGCCCUACAUCCAGCAGACCAAGGGCGCCGAAUUUGGCGAUGGCUCGACGGCUCUGACCUACCGGAACUCGCUAAUCAUCGCCGCGGCAGGCCUACCUGGCUCCCUGGUCGGCGGCGUGCUAGUCGAGAUACCCUACCUCGGCCGGCGGGGCGCCAUCAGCUCAUCCGCCGUGCUGACGGGUGCGUUCCUGCUAGCCUCUACAACGGCCAUGUCGUCUUCUGCCCUGCUGGGUUGGAACUGCGCCUAUAGCUUCACCAGUAGUAUUCUCUACGCGGUCCUCUAUGCGUACACGCCCGAGAUGUUCCUGACCAAGGACCGGGGAACGGGGAAUGCAUUGACCGCGGCAGCGAAUCGGGUGGGCGGGAUCCUGGCGCCGGUGAUCGCGCUCGUCGCCGAUCUGAAGACCAGUGUGCCGGUGUAUGUGAGCGGGGGUUUGUUUGUCGUUGCUGGGCUGGUGGUUUUGCUGAUUGGAUAUGAGUCGAGGGGGAAGACGAGUUUAUAG
Aspergillus viridinutans is the source of this 1473-nucleotide messenger RNA. Its product is annotated as putative sugar transporter. Gene Ontology annotation, cellular component: membrane. Gene Ontology annotation, biological process: transmembrane transport. The transcript has a single exon. Gene Ontology annotation, molecular function: transmembrane transporter activity. The record is from RefSeq and is a predicted model, not a curated record. Bases 1 to 1473 code for a protein of 490 amino acids. Lineage: Eukaryota; Fungi; Ascomycota; Eurotiomycetes; Eurotiales; Aspergillaceae.